GUGUUUUUACUUCGUAUCUUCGUCACAUCUGUGUGUGUCAGACGAGACGCAUUUUUUCUUAAUUGUAAUUUUUUAAAGUUUUACGUCCAUUACAGUGUUCAAUUUGAUAAAGAGUAAACACAGAAAGGUCUCAAACUGGCGGAGAAAAAAGUACAGAUGGCUUUAUGCCAAACCUCAGUGCUGAAAGUGUAUCAUGCCGUUAUUGAGGAUGUCAUCAACAAUGUGCGCGAUGCCUUUCUGGAUGAGGGCGUCGAUGAGCAGGUGCUGCAGGAGAUGAAACAGAUAUGGCGCAACAAGCUAUUAGCAAGUAAGGCGGUUGAAUUGAAUCCCGAACCCGGCGAGCCAGGCCACCACCCACCGCCCAUUGUGGCCAAUAAUCCAAAGGUAAGCAAGAGCUCCAAGGCUGCUAAUGCCAAGGCUAAAAAAGCUGCCGCCGCUGCGGCUGCUUCACAGCAAAGCAACGGAGGUGGCACCACCGCUGGCACCGUCACCAACAGCACAGACAACAAUAAGCUGGCAUCGCCAUCGAUUGCGGGCAAAUCUGGAAAUGCCAUUACCGCAGCUGGCAGCGGCAUGAAGAACGGCAUUGGUAGCAUCAAACAGGAGGUCACAUCACAGAAUCCACCGCCGCUACAUCCUACAGGCGGCUCGACAAUGCUGCAAAAGCAACAAGCUACGGGUGGUGGCUCUACAACCGCUGGGCAGACUCCAAUUCCUAUUGUUGCCCAAUUGGAUCCCAAUCGCAUUAUGCCUGUUAACAUAACGUUGCCUUCACCACCGGGCUCAACAAAUCCUGAAUCUCGUGUGCUCACCAUACAGGUGCCGGCUUCAGCACUGCAGGAGAAUCAGCUUACCCAGAUAUUGACCGCUCAUCUAAUUUCAUCUAUCAUGUCAUUGCCUACUACGUUAGCCUCGUCCGUGCUGCAGCAGCACGUGAAUGCUGCUCUUAACAAUGCCAAUCAUCAGAAAAAUUUGGCAAUAUCCAAGCAGCUAGACGGCGCCUUAGACUCUUCAGAGGAGGAUGAAAGCGAGGAGAGUGACGACAACAUAGACAAUGAUGACGAUGAUGAUCUAGACAAAGAUGAGGAUGAUGAUGCAGAGCAUGAGGACGCUGCCGAAGAGGAGCCGUUAAAUAGCGAGGAUGAUGUCACUGACGAGGAUUCGGCUGAAGUGUUUGACACAGAUAACGUCAUUGUGUGCCAGUAUGAUAAAAUCACACGCUCGCGCAACAAAUGGAAAUUUUAUCUCAAGGAUGGCAUCAUGAAUAUGCGAGGCAAAGAUUAUGUAUUUCAAAAAUCCAACGGCGAUGCCGAAUGGUAAUCGAGCAGGACCGACAACAAGCAUAGUGUGAAAAUCCAU
This is a messenger RNA of Drosophila arizonae, 1359 nucleotides long. RefSeq names its product transcription factor IIA L (gene TfIIA-L). The record is from RefSeq and is a predicted model, not a curated record. Gene Ontology annotation, biological process: transcription initiation at RNA polymerase II promoter; transcription by RNA polymerase II. NCBI's taxonomy places the organism in Eukaryota, Metazoa, Arthropoda, Insecta, Diptera, Drosophilidae. Gene Ontology annotation, cellular component: transcription factor TFIIA complex.